Molecule: messenger RNA, 845 nt
Organism: Candoia aspera
Lineage: Eukaryota; Metazoa; Chordata; Lepidosauria; Squamata; Candoiidae
Exons: 3
Coding region: 1-723 (240 amino acids)
Source: RefSeq, a predicted model, not a curated record
AUGGAGCGAAAAGAGCAGCGGGGCGGGAGUUCGGACGGCGGGCGGCGGGCCGAGGGUCGCGGCGAGGCCAGCGAGAGCGAACCCGGACCGUGCGAGGACGGGGCGGUGGUGCAGCGCACGCAGUUGCUGCUGCUGGCCGGCGAGCCGUGGGGGUCCGACGGGGGCCAAACCGUGCUCAGCUCCUUCGCACACCACGUGCUGCCCGCGACGGGCGGCGCCUCGGCCGGCAGCCCGGCUUGCGGCCCUGUCCCAGGCCAGCCUGUUGCCAGGCAGCCGCUGCCAGCGCCCCAUUCCCUGCCGUCCACGCCAUCGGGCCAGCUUAUCUUCUUCCUGUGCCGGGCGUCGUCGCUGCGGGAGCGGCCCGAGCGGAUGCGGGAGGUGUUGCAGGGCGUGCGGGAUCAAAGCCGUGCCUCCCCGGCUGCUCUAGUAGGUGUGAUCGUGCAGCCGCGGCCCGACGAGGAAAAGCCGGCUCUCGCGCACCUCGAGAAACUGCUCCGUGAGAUCUUCCAGUCCGAAGGCGACGGGUCCAUGGAGGUGCACACGGCCGUCUUCGCGCCAGGGCGACCCGACGGCGCCCUGGAGCUCAAGCGGGUCAAGAACUUCCAGAGAUCGGCCAGUUUACUGUGGUUGAACAAAUCGAUGAUGCAAUUUUUUGGAGCAGUGCUGUGGCUUGGAAUCGUGACAUACGGAGGUUAUUACUUCUACAACUACCUUUCAGUGUGAAGCGUGCACCCCUGUCAGCACGUCACCCUCCCUACAUGGUUAAGGUCUCUUGCCCAUCUGGAUUUUCAGCUGUCACCCAAAAUAAAAAUUUAAAAAUCAAAAGUUGUUAACCAUGUCUGUGC